CGUCGCCACCGGAAACGGCCCCGCCCUCUGCCGGCGGGACCCGGAGGCGUCUCGGGCGCUGGGUGGUGCGCUGUCCCUAUGGCUUCCUACGUAGAGGUGAGCGUGUCCGGCUUCGAGGAAUUCAACCGCGCUGUGGCGGAGCACCCGGGCAAGACCAUAUUCGCCUACUUCAGCGGUUCUAAGGAUGCUGGAGGAAAAAGCUGGUGUCCCGACUGUGUGCAAGAACCAGUCGUUCGAGAGGGGCUGAAGCAUGUUAGUGAAGGCUGUGUGUUUAUCUACUGCCAAGUAGGAGAAAAAUCAGAUUGGAAAGAUCCAAAUAACGAUUUCAGAAAAAAACUGAAAAUCACUGCAGUACCUACACUACUGAAAUACGGAACUCCUCAAAAACUGGUAGAAUCUGAGUGUCUUCAAGAAAAUCUUGUGGAAAUGUUGUUUUCUGAAGAUUAAGAUUUGAUGUUGGCAGCUGUGUCCUGAUUUUCUGGUUUGCUCUAGUAUAAAAGAAAUUGUGUACUUGCUUUGAAUUCAUGAUGGCAAUAAAUUGUGUUAAAAUCAGUAUGUCUAAGCAAUAAAGAAUGCGAUUCUAAAUACGAA
Messenger RNA from Cavia porcellus (domestic guinea pig), 591 nucleotides. RefSeq names its product thioredoxin domain containing 17 (gene Txndc17). Gene Ontology annotation, molecular function: protein-disulfide reductase [NAD(P)H] activity. The record is from RefSeq and is a predicted model, not a curated record. The transcript is spliced from 4 exons. Gene Ontology annotation, cellular component: cytosol. Lineage: Eukaryota; Metazoa; Chordata; Mammalia; Rodentia; Caviidae. Bases 79 to 447 code for a protein of 122 amino acids.